Zychaea mexicana is the source of this 630-nucleotide messenger RNA. RefSeq lists its product as uncharacterized. NCBI's taxonomy places the organism in Eukaryota, Fungi, Mucoromycota, Mucoromycetes, Mucorales, Lichtheimiaceae. The transcript has a single exon. The coding region runs from base 1 to 630 and encodes 209 amino acids. The record is from RefSeq and is a predicted model, not a curated record.
AUGAAACGGCCGCUGAUAGCUUGGAUUGAGUUUGAUAACGAAAUAACUGGAAGCAAGCUGCGCGGACGCCGAAGCCAUUUGAUUGAACAACACAGUGAGCAAGGUUGGACCGCUAUUGAGGUUUCGACAAGGUUAAUAAAACCUAGACCUGAUUCCACAAUUGGUGCUUUAUGUCGAAAAUUCCCUCUCGCACCCGCAGAAGCUGUUACAAUACAUAAAUCUCAGGGUCAAACGUACCAUUCUGUGGUAGUUUACUUACCUGCAAUAGCGUUAACGUGCUACCUCAUGUACGUUGCCUGCUCACGUGCUGUCACUGCCGAGCGACUUUAUCUUAUUAGAACUUACAGACGACCAAAUCCACCACCGGCCGAUGGACCAUUGGCAUGCGAACUAUCUAGACUCGAGACUGUCGUGCUUGAGGCAUCGUUUCGCUUUUUGCAUAAACGAAGAGCGUAUUUAUACCAGUUCAUGUUCCACAAUAUACAAAGCAUCAGGCGACAUCUAGCGUUGGUACAACAAGACGAGGUUUACCUUGCUUCAGAUUUCUUACUAUUUGCUGAGACGUGGAGCUCAAUAGCAGACAAUGAACAAGAUCUUGGUAUACCUGGGUUCGCGCUUGUGACCCACUAA